UUGCUUGUAAAAGGUAGGGUUUUAUCUAAAGUUAAUUGUGUUUCUUGACAUAUUUAGAACACACACAAGAUAAUUUGUAGUUAGUUUAGCAUAUUAUGUUCGACAAUAAAAAAGAUCUAAUAAUUGCGGAGUAAAAUUUGGUUCAUCGUUUGUGUGGAAGAACUAAAUGUUUAAAAGAUGAUUUCAUUUUUUAAAAGUAAUUAUAUUAUCUCAAUUCUGGUCCUGUGUACAACAUCCAAUAUACGUGUUUGUUCUUCGUCAAAUGACCCAUACGCCAUAUUAGGAAUAAACAAAUUUGCAACUACAUACGAAAUAAGAGAAGCCUACAAACAAUUAGCUAAAAAAUGGCAUCCAGAUAAAAUUCGAAAUGAUUACGGCGCCGAAAAGUUUAUACAAAUUAAACUAGCUUAUGAACUUCUAUCCGACAUGGAUCGACGGCGAAUUUUUGACCGGUAUGGAGUAUCGGAUACUAACUCACAGUACCUUCAAACGAAACAUGAUUAUAGUGAAUAUAAUCGCUUUUCAUUAAAUAAAAAUGAGGAUUUUGGACAACGAUUUAAUAUUAACCAAGAUAUUGCAUUUUACCAUAAGUUAUCAAUAACAGCUAAUUACUUUGAAAAAAUUAUUUUAUCAAAAAAUGCCAAAAAAGUGCACGUUGUCAUGUUCUACAAUGACUGGUGUUUUAAGUGCACUCGAAUUGUUGAUGCCUUCAAAAAGAUACUUGAACUACUUCAGCCAAUAGGUAUUAGCUUCGCAACAGUCAACGCAGUGCAUGAAGAGUCAAUUUUUCGAAAAUGUGGCGCCCGAGAAGUACCCCAACUGGUUCUGAUUUUGGACAAUCAGUAUUUCCUAUAUCGGGAUCAUAACUUUACCCCGCAAAAAGUUGUUGAAUUUAUACGCAAAAAAAUACCCUCUAAAAUUUUCAAACGCAUCGAACCUGACAAUUUAAAUGGUUUUCUGGAUGGAUGGAUGGAUAAUAGAGCAAGAGCCCUAAUUUUUGAGCCUCGAAGUAUGACUAGGCUACGAUAUCUAUUAACCGCCUUCGAAUUUUACGACCGAGUUGCAUUUGGGUUUGUGAAUACGAUAAAUAGGAAAUCGAGUAAUAUAAUAGCUCGGUUUAAAGUCAAUACAAGCCUGGAUACACUAAUAUUAUUUAAUGAGGAUACGACGAGCUAUACAGCAAGUAUUAGUAUGCAAGAAAUUCCAACUCAAGCAUUGGUAAAUUUAGUAUCUACUAAUCAAUUCUUGGUAUUACCACGAAUAUCAUCACAGAACAUGAUGGAAAGUGUUUGCCCGACUGAAUGGAACCGACAAAGAAAACGGUUGUGCGUAAUUCUUGUUACAGAGAAUAAAGAAAAAGACGACAUUGAAAAAGUCGCUUUAAGGAAUAUUGCCUUGAAUAUGGGGUACCAUUCAAAGAGAGUUCGAUUUGCUUAUAUAUUCAGGGAAAGUCAACCGGAUUUUAUUAAAGCAAUUUCGAAAGGAUCGUAUAAGGACAGUCUUAUACACAUUGUCAUUAUUUGGCGGCGAGAUAAAAAUCGCAUAAAGUACGACUGGGUUAACGUCGGCAAACAGAAUGGCAACAGUUCACCUGAACACUUCAUAAAUUCAACUAAGAACGAAAUUUCCAAUGCAAUUAAGAAGUUAUUAAAAAAUUCAGAAGCUUUAUGUUACGAAGCAUUUGUAGAGAACUUAAUUAACGAACAUUCACAAGGAAUUUUAACUAAAUGGAUUUCUCAGUUCUUAUAUGUUGUCGAUUACCUAUCAGAUAAUAUUGAAGAGGAGCACCUUUUUGCAUUUAUUUCACUUUUAGGAACUUUUGGAUUUAUGUUUGCUGUUGGAUAUGUAUUAAUUUACUUUGUUAAAGUUGAGGAGGAAAAUCUUAAGGCGCAAGGCCAACUUUUCGAUAUACAAGGUCAGCGCCACAACAAUUUGGUUCCGGAACUUAAAUUAUAUGAGCUGAGAGCUGAAAAAUAUAAUGGGAUGGUGCGCCUACUAAAGCCCGGAUGCCGAACCUUACUUCUUAUCAGCGAUUGUCAAAGUCGGCAUAAGCUUAUUCCGUACUUUCACAAGGCUGUUUGGCCGUACAGGAAAUCCAAAACAUUACUAUUUGGGCAUAUGGUUAUUGAAAAAGGUUUGCCUUGGUUUGCUGAAAUUCUUCGUUUAUCAUUAAGUAAAAAUCGACAUUUACAAGUCAAUCCCCGAAAUUGCGUUGGUACUGUUCUGGCAUUAAAUGGUCACCGAAAAUAUUUUUGUAUGUACCAUGCUAAACAUCCAGAGUCCGUUCAGGAAACAAAGAGUGUAUUAAAGAUUACACAAAAACUUUUGGAUGCAAAGGAGGAUCCUGAGGUCGGAACGUUUCUAAAAAGAGAAUUAUCUGAGGAAUCUGAGGCAGAAUCAAAUAUUCUUUUGGAGGAUAAUUUACUUAAUGGUCUUGACAAUUGGCUUGAACGAUUGUUUGACGGAAGGACACAAAAAUACUACAUAAAUUAUUGGCCAGACUUUAUUUCCAAGUGAUUUACUUAUCAGAUCCUUUGUAAAACCAAAUUACCCAAACUUUAUUAUAUUUAAUCUCAAAUAAAGAAACCGUUAAAAAAAAUGUAGAUA
This is a messenger RNA of Drosophila yakuba, 2607 nucleotides long. It is a transcript of the gene l(3)80Fg, whose product is annotated as dnaJ homolog subfamily C member 16. The transcript has 11 exons. The record is from RefSeq and is a predicted model, not a curated record. The coding region runs from base 178 to 2517 and encodes 779 amino acids. NCBI's taxonomy places the organism in Eukaryota, Metazoa, Arthropoda, Insecta, Diptera, Drosophilidae.